This is a messenger RNA of Dinoponera quadriceps, 3736 nucleotides long. Its product is annotated as monocarboxylate transporter 7-like. The record is from RefSeq and is a predicted model, not a curated record. NCBI's taxonomy places the organism in Eukaryota, Metazoa, Arthropoda, Insecta, Hymenoptera, Formicidae. Gene Ontology annotation, biological process: transmembrane transport; monocarboxylic acid transport. The annotation marks the transcript as partial. The transcript has 5 exons. Gene Ontology annotation, molecular function: monocarboxylic acid transmembrane transporter activity.
ACCCGUCGACACACGAUAAGCGGCAGACGUCUGCGAACGGAUUCGGAGUGCAGUCAAAAGUCUCUCAGAUCGGGCAGACGAAAUCAACCGAAUAGAGAUCCGCAGAGACCGUUUUACAGAGACGACAUCUUUUACGGCGGCUCUUUAAACAGACUGCCUCACUACAAAUCGCAGCAAUCGUCGGUCGGUUAUCACAUGUCGGUGACGCGGCUGCCAACGGCAACGGACGUGGCGGAGGAGGAGAGCGGAAGUUGCUACCUGUGCCCCGAAAGCGUGCGUCGUAUUCUGACUACCAUGCUCGACCUUAGCCUGCUGAAGAGCCCGUCCUUCUUGGUACUCGCCAUCUCCGGCGGGCUCACCAUGAUGGGCUUUUAUACGCCCUUCAUGUAUGUGCCGGAUCGCGCCAUAAAAGCUAACAUCGACGCCUCGACGGCGAUGUUCCUCGUUUCGGUAAUCGGCAUCGGCAACACCGUCGGUCGUAUCGUCUGUGGUUUAGCGAGCAGCCUGCCCGGGGUGAACGCCUUGGUCGUGAACAACGUGUUUAUCAGUGUCGGCGGUUUGCUCACAAUAUUCUCCGGGUUUUCCCUUACGGAAGGAUAUCAAUUCUUCUAUGCGGCCGGCUUCGGCCUCAGCAUAUCCGUGUUCGCGUCUCUGAGAUCGAUCCUCGUGGUGGAUUUGCUGGGCUUGGAGAAGCUGACGAACGCCUUCGGACUGCUGCUUCUGUUUCAAGGCGUGGCGGCGGCUAUGGGUGCGCCUCUCGCAGGUGCGUUUAUGGACGCGACCGGCAGCUACGACGCGUCGUUCUACCUGUCAGGCAGCCUCAUACUUUUGUCGGCGGUGAUUUGUUAUCCGCUCAAGAGGAUUAACGCGUGGGAGAGGCACAGCGGCCAACCAAAACCGGCAAUCGGCGAUCCUUCCAAGUCCUGAUUGCAUGCGGAAAACGCCGCAUACCGUAACGAUCAUGCUCGGCAGGCGCGUGUGUUGUACAUAUUAAUGUAUAAUAAUAAUUUAUGAAAGAGCAAGAACGCUCGAGUCGAGAACACAGAAUUGUCAUCAAUUCUCGUCGUCAUCGCACGCUCACACUGAGACGUGAAGAGUGUCGACGGGAGGAGGAUCGAUCCUCGCGUUCGAUCUCGCACAAUCGACGGGGCUCUCGGCUCGCGCGGUAGAGGGAGAAAACCAUGCUGCAAAUCCAAGUUUGUUUUCAUGCGGUUGAUUCAAAUUCAUUUGAAAAAGAGAUCUACGUAGAGAGACGUAGAAAGACUUUUUUAAAAAGGUGAAAGGGGAUAGGAAAUGUGAAAUCCUUACACACAAAUCACACGUUUUAAAUGUCCAAUUUUAUAUAUACUCGUAUAUAUAUAUAAACGUAUAAAAUGUACGUAUUUAACUGUAUAAAGAAACAUAGAUGAAACGUGUAGCAAAAUAUCACGCGUAAAAAUGCAUGCAAAAAAUGACUGCACGCAUGAGUGUCUAAAAAUUACACACUUGGAUUUGCAGUACCGAACGUGCCUUCCACCGAAAGUGACCUUCUUCCGACCGAAUGAAGAGUCGGUCGCUCCUCUCUCGACAAGGCCUCGUCUCGUCUCGCCGUUCAAAUUCGACCACGCUUACCCGCGUCUGCGCGUUUAACGCGUUGGCGAGCGUAAGACGAGGCGUCCCCAUCCGCGGCGCGAAGCCCGACGGGAGAACCUCCGCAUGAAAGUGAAGCCGCCGGGAACAAUUCGCGGAUCGAUCGCGAGGUAGCAGGAUCGUGUACAUAACGGACGGGACUCGUCCUAAUCGAGCUAGUUACCGAGAUUAGUUCGUAUUUUAUAUACUCUCCCGAAAAGAAGAGCCAGGAACUUUUUUCAGAGAUAACGUCGAUGUAGCUUUAUCCUUUGAAGCACGAUGGAAAAUAUACUUCCCACUUUUCUUCUUUGAGAUUGUUGUCGAUAAAAUUUUUAUUGCUAUAUUUGAACUGUUUUUUUUUAUCUUUCUGGUAUCUUAGGGAUAGAUGAAUGUAAAAAAAUUGUUAAAAUACACAUUUUGUUAACUGCAAAAGUGUUAUAAAUAACCAAAUUAAGAAAAGUGUCUGUUUUUUGCAGGGAAAAUACAUUUUCCAGCGAUCUUUACAAAAUUUAAGUGUCAUAACUUAUAUAUGGGGUUUUUGAGGUCACUGAUUACGAAUCUGACGUCAGAAUUAGAAGAUUUUCAAAAUCAAUGAUAGCGGUCCGAUAUAGCGGACUGAAAUUGCAGCAAAUCAAGCAAUUCUCGUCAUACGUGGUAUAUAGGGGGUUUUCGGGUCGUUGAUUAAGAAUCUGGGGUCGAAAUUGAAAAAUUACAGAAGAUGAAAUGUUGAAUACAAAAUAGUGGAAAUAUACAAAAACUCAGUGUCUAUGGCUUUCAAAGCUUCCAAGUACAAAUUAUGAAAUGCGAUAUUGCAAAAACGAAUUAGAGGCAUUGAAAUUAUAUAAUCUACAGCAUAGACAAAAUCUUGCUUAUAUUGAAUUUCUAAAUAAAAAACUCAUGCAUUAUUCAUGAAUACUAAAUUUGAAGUGAUUCGGUUGAUUCGCUGCAAUUUCGAUCCUCCAUAUUGGAUCCGCCAUCUUAAAUUUAAACAACUUUUCAAUGUUGAUCUCAGGUUCGUGAUUAUCGACCCCAGAAACCCUCGGGUACCAAAUUUGAUGAAAAAUAAGCAGGUGGAAAAAUGUGUGCUUCAAAGGAUUAACGCGUCGCGCGACGUUAUUCGUGUAUAUAUUCUACCGAAAUCGAAUUGCCGCACACAAACAUCGCGUAGCUUAGCUUUUUUAUAUAAAGAUUUUACGACGCAAGCGUUUGUUGUUACCCGCAUUCACUCGCUCUUGUAUAUUCCACGCGCGGAGAAUCACGGCCGGUUAAUUCAAGAUCUCACGAAACUCGUCCCGCGUCGCAAUUCUGACGCUAUUUGAACGUUCUCGAGGAUAGUUUGGGUCUAUUCGGACAUUCCUUAGAUUACAUUGUGAGAGAAAAAAGUAUCUAAAGAAUAAAACCAAAUUUAUUUGAUAAGUAUUAACAACAUAUUUAUUAACACUGAUAUUUUCACACUGAGAAACAAUUUUCUUAAAGUAAGAUAAUAUACAUUUUCUCAAAUCUGUAGCUUUUCACGAAAGCUUUUAUUUAUUCUAUUUAAAUAAAAUAAUUUAUAUUUAAGCAUAAAUAUAAUAAUGAUAAUAAUAAUAUUUAAACAUAUAAAUGAUAAUUUCCCGCAUAGAACAUUUCUUGGGAUAUAACAGAAGUUCCAGUCUGAUUUCCGAAAAUAAUAAUGGACUUCAAUUGGGAUAUUUACGCGAGUUCUGGUUAGAAAUGUGAUAUGAAACAUACGAUUCUAACGAUGGGAAAUAUAAACGGAGAUCCUAUUUUGUCAUACCCCAACGUUUUCCAAAAAAUUCUUUCUGCUUUUCACUUCACACUAUGAGUGAACUAAAUAUGCGAAAUAUUUUAAGCGUUUUAAGCAUUCGCAUUUUACAAAUGCAUACACAUGAUACGCGAGUAUUAUUGAAUAUCUUAUAAUAACAUUAAAAAUAAAAUCUCGUUUACAAUCUCCUAAUUUAUUAUUCGAUCAAACUGUCACUCAACUUUAGCGAUGACAGUCGCACACAACACGACGCAGUGAUUAAUUAGUACUGCAGAAAAAAGCCUUUAUUUUUAUUUUCAAUUGGUCUCGCAGUGGGAUAACCUAUUUUAAGACAACUUAAAUUAUUUUAAUCUAAAUAUUUUA